AUGGGCUGUCGGAGAAGUAAAGUUAGAGAAGUGAGCUGUUGGAGAAACAGGCUGUUAGAGAAAUAUAUUGUGAGGGAACUGGGCUGUGGUAAAAUAGCUGUCAGUGAAAUAGAUGUUAGAAAA
Messenger RNA from Racocetra persica, 123 nucleotides. The record is from the annotation of a GenBank genome assembly. Lineage: Eukaryota; Fungi; Glomeromycota; Glomeromycetes; Diversisporales; Gigasporaceae.